AUGGAGAGUUCUUUAAAAAUUAUAAUGUCAGAACGUGGGAAAGAGUUAGCUGUGGUUUCUUCACAUAAAUAUCGUUUUAUAAGAAAACGCAAAGACGAAUUAUUAAAAUGGAUAUGUUAUAACAAAAGUUGUUAUGCCAGUAUUUUAACUGAUGUCAAAAAAACUCAAGUUUUCCACAGAACUUUUAACGCUCAUUUCUAUAACUCACAUCCACCAAUAUACUUUGUGCUUGAGGCAUUAAAAGAAAUGCAGGCUGAAACCAAUAUAAAAAUAUCCACUAUACGUCUAUACAAAAGAAUAUAUCCAAAGCUAUUCCAUCUAAAGAUAUGCAAAAAAUUAACCAUGUUAUAA
This is a messenger RNA of Macrosiphum euphorbiae (potato aphid), 351 nucleotides long. The record is from the annotation of a GenBank genome assembly. NCBI's taxonomy places the organism in Eukaryota, Metazoa, Arthropoda, Insecta, Hemiptera, Aphididae.